This is a messenger RNA of Musca vetustissima, 312 nucleotides long. RefSeq lists its product as uncharacterized. Bases 1 to 312 code for a protein of 103 amino acids. NCBI's taxonomy places the organism in Eukaryota, Metazoa, Arthropoda, Insecta, Diptera, Muscidae. The record is from RefSeq and is a predicted model, not a curated record. The transcript has 3 exons.
AUGAACGUUUUCACAGCCGUGUUUGUACUUUUAACAUUUGUUGUUGCCGUUCUAAGUUAUGAAUCAGUAGGACGAUUUGUAGAUCCAGCUCAUCCUGGCAAAUGCGUUUAUAAGGAUUUAAUAUUGUCCCCUGGUGAAGAGGGUAAACCGAAAGGGGAAUGUAUACGUUUUAUGUGUAAUGACUCGUCGGGUUUCGCAACACUGCAGGGUUGCGGUGUAGAGGCAGUAGCUCCACCAUGUAAAUUUGGAGAUUUCGUUGAUCCCGAUGGCCCAUAUGCUAAGUGCUGUGAGCGACAUAUUAUAUGCCCUUAG